CGAAAUAGGCUUAGUGUGUUAUGAAGUUACUGAGUUAAUAUUAUGUUGAUGAGGCAAUUUAUGUUGGCGGGACAAUUUAUGACAUUGGCAUUCACACAUCUCUACGACAAUCAACUAACGGAAGCUUGUAGUUCGGCGUUUCAAAAAGCUGCUUCUUCUGCGGACUCAAUGUAAGAUAAUAUGAGAACGGUUUAUGGUUUUCUUCGCUAAUAGCAUCACAGUGUCACGAAUGUAUACAGGAGACUUAAUUGCGAUGCAAAAUAUGUAACGGAGAACAUUGCACGAUCCAUAAUGAGAGAUCUAGUUUAACCACAGCAGGUCGCCAAAUCAAUGGUUGUAGAUGUUAAUACUGACACGUAACUAGUGCGAUUGUACGAGAGAGAAGUUCACGCCGACAUGAAAACAAGUUUCAAUGCUAACAAUCAUGUUCAGGGUGCUCCCACAGUGGUAGACGAACGAGGGAAUUAUAUUAAUUCAUUCUCGCAUGUCACACAAUUCAAUACAAAUACGGGUAUGAUUUCCCCUGACUAUGUGCGAUUACCAUUGAUCAUUGACCGUCGAUGGCCCAUCCCUACUCUCCAUGACGAUUAAAUAUUCGGCAUCAAUCUUUGGAAUUAACCUAUCGGUGUGGGUUAUGUGGGAGUGUUGGAUUCUGGAUAGCUCCCCAAGACAUCCCCAUGGAAUUUGAUGGAUGUCGUGGCCGGAAUCAGUACGGAGUUUUUCACUUGUCCAUGUGUGGAUUGAAAACGGUUGAUACUCGGAGUGGAACUAUCAUACUCUUUGUGGAAAUUCUCUCCAUUUCAAUUUCCAAGAUAUCAUUGAAUAGGUUUCGCCCAUGU
Sclerotinia trifoliorum is the source of this 839-nucleotide messenger RNA. The record is from the annotation of a GenBank genome assembly. Lineage: Eukaryota; Fungi; Ascomycota; Leotiomycetes; Helotiales; Sclerotiniaceae.